CGUAGAACACAUUGAUAGUCAAAACCAUUCAAUUAUCGAAACACCAACUACAGAAAUCAUUGAGACUUAGUGCAGAAAAUCCGUUAAAAAAUACAGCGUGAUCAAAAAAGUGAUUUUGUGUAGUAAAUAAAAAUUUCUAAUAAAAUAUAAUGACAUUUGUGAAAGUGUUUCCUUUACUAGUAACCGCUGCAGUUAUUCAAAUAUGCAAUGGUUACCGAAUCUUAGGAAUUUAUCCAUUCCAAGGGAGAAGUCAUUUUAUGGUACUCAAUCAGUUAUUUAAAGGACUUGCACGAAAAGGGCAUCAAGUUGACUUAAUAAGUGUCCUUCCUCUAGAAGAAAAUCAUCCAAAUUAUACGAGAAUUAUUGAGCUUCCGAAUAAUAUAGCAAUAUUCAUGGAAGCAUUGCGAUCUGAAAAUUCACAAUCGCUGUCUAGAAACAUUCCUCUAAUGCUUGGUAAAGUUGGUUAUAAAUUAUGUGAAUCCAUGGAAGCUCCAGAAUUUUUAGAUUUAGUACGUAAUCCGCCAAAAGAUAUACCAUACGACGUCAUUAUAACGCAGACAUUAUGCUAUCCCUGUUUUACGAUUCUUGGAUAUUUGUGGAACAUACCAGUUGUAGUUAUAAGUACAACAUCUCUUUAUCCAUGGAUGCAUGGAAUGAUCGGAAAUCCUGAUAAUACUGCAAUUUCUCCUAAUAAUUUAAUAUCCAUCCCAGAAGGAAAUAAUUUUUGGACACGACUUGUCAAUACAUAUUUAUUUUAUUAUAUAAAAUUACUUUAUUUCUACUAUACAUCUAAUCAAGAUCAUUUGUUACAAAAAUUAUUCGGUCCUAAUGUUCCGUCCAUCCGUGAACUUGAGCAAAAUAUAUCUUUAAUAUUGAUGAACACAUAUUUUCCAUUAAAUGGGAUUAAGCCAAUGACAACGGGAUUGGUGGAAGUUGGUGGCCUCCAUAUCCAAAAUGAUGGUCCUGAUCUACCAGAUAAUUUGAAAAAAUGGCUAGAUAAAAGUAAAGAUGGUGUAGUUUAUUUUACAUUGGGUUCCAUGUUUCGAAUAGAAACACUGGCUGUUGAAAAAGUAGAAAUAAUAUUCAAAUCAUUGGAAAAAAUUGCACCUAAACAGGUUUUGAUAAGAAUUGAAAAACCUGACGAAUUGAAUGUUACAAUUCCAAAGAAUUUUCAUCAUUUGCUAUGGAUGCCACAAGAAAAAAUACUUCAACACCCAAACGUUAAAGCAUUUAUAACACACGGAGGUUUACUUGGAACACAGGAGUCUAUUUAUUACGGCGUACCAAUGAUUUGUUUACCACUGGUAGUGGAUCAGUGGACCAAUGCCAAUUCAUACGUAUCGAAGAAGAUCGCUAUUACAUUAGAUAUUACGAAGGUUACUGAAGAUGAAUUCGAUUUUGCACUCGGUGAAAUUUUGAAUAACAGUAUUUACAGAGAAAAUGUAAAAAGACUAUCAGGUUUAUUCCGAGACCGUCCGCAGAGUGCUAUGGACACGGCAGCUUUUUGGAUAGAAUUUGUAAUCCGAAAUGGUAAGGAUUCUCUGAGAUCUCCUGCAAUGGAUUUAACUUGGUGGCAACUGGCGCUACUAGAUGUACACGCAAUUGCGAUAGCAGGAAUACUAACUACAGUUCAUAUAACCAUUUUAAUAUUGAAAACGUUUGUUAGACUCAUUUACCUACAGAAGAAAAAACUAGUAGUGCUCCACAAUAAGAAGAAAUUAUUAUAGUUAUUUUAUUUAUUAGAAUAUUCUACAGAUUACCAUGUGCAAUCUUGACCGAAUUUCCAACUAAUUAUUUAUGCCUGUCAGAAUGUAAGGCAAACCCUUUAAAUAGUAUAUACAAAUAUAAUUUCAAAGUUAUAGAUUGUAAGACAUAAAUCUUGUUUGAUAAAGCGUUGUAGUAAUUAUGCAAAAUUAUAUAUAACUAUGAGAACUUGAAGACAAAUAACUUUCUCAUAACCAUUGCGAUGGCGGCGCUCAUAGUGUAAAUUCGCUUACGGCUAUGCUUAAGUUAUACUAGCGAAUAGAAGCGCCACACAGCCGUCCGAUAAUUACUCUGUUUUAACUUGCAAGUUGAAAGCAAUUAAGCGACAGAAGUACAGUUAUAUCCGUUGCUUCCCGCUGGGAUUCUCAAUAAAUAGUGGGAAUUUCAUAAGCAGCAAGUAAACGCUGCGGAUUUUGGCAGCGCGCGCAAAGUACGAGCGUUACAUGGGCAAACAGACAGCCGAUUGCCGGCCUUUGGCGAUACGGUCGGCUUACACUUUGCGUUGGCGUACAAGGUCUUCACUUACAACUAUCUCAGCAGCAUCGAAAUUGCUUUCAUCGGCCAGAAAAAUUUCUACUAGCCGCAAGCAACAGAGGGGAAAAAAACAUCCAUUAAGUUUGCCAGGCAAACCGCAGCACCUACGCUUAUAUUACUUUCGGCAUAUCUGACCCAUUCGAUCUUCAUGUUUCUAGGCGCUCCCGUGCAAAGCUGGUAUUUGCAAAGUUACGCAGCGAGCCGCGCGGAUGUGUGUGCGAGCGCGCGCCCAAAUACCGGUAAACCCGUGGCCGCGCAUUCCCUUUGAUGCCCAUAAGGGAUGCCAGAGCCGCACGAAAAAUCAUAAUUGGGACUUGGGCGACGAUAACCAUGCUUCGGACUCUUUUUUUCUGUGUCAGAAAAUUACGACCACUCGCGUGAGCGCGAACAAUGCAUUUGCAAUGCACAUAAUGAUCGGAUGCACGGCUGUUCUCACGGUAGUUUAUACGUUUGAGGAAGAUGCAUAAUACUAAUUGCGCGUGGCUUGUGAGAAAUUCGAGUCGAUUAGGCAAAUUUUCAGUGCUAAAAAUAACGAUUAUAAAUUCUUGACGCACGCUUGUGCGGUCAUGUGAACCUUUAAAAUACUAAAAGUCUAACGAAUUAAUUCUGUUAUUGUUUUUUAAUAAAAUAAUAAAUUGCUUUUCAUACGAAAGCAUAUUUCGUUGAAAUGUGCUGAAACAACCGCGAAGAAUCGCGAAAUAACAAGUGUAUGUUUAAUUUUUAAAUUUCAAUAAUAUCCGUAUAUAUAUAUAUAUACACACCUUCCCUCUUCCCCCUCGACAACGUGUCCACUUUAUUUGACACGCUCGUUGGUUUUUUAAACAAAUAACGAAUCCAAACGAAUUUCACGGCCGAGUCUCCGAAACAAUUAGCGAUUUUUUGCUACGACUGUACUUUUAUACGCGAAAAUAGUGAAAAAAUUAAUUGCACGAGCGAGUAGAAUAUUUUACAAUCUAAGUGCUGUAUACUAAUCAAUAAGUUCAUCACU
Messenger RNA from Phymastichus coffea, 3286 nucleotides. Its product is annotated as UDP-glycosyltransferase UGT5-like. Gene Ontology annotation, molecular function: UDP-glycosyltransferase activity. Bases 150 to 1727 code for a protein of 525 amino acids. NCBI's taxonomy places the organism in Eukaryota, Metazoa, Arthropoda, Insecta, Hymenoptera, Eulophidae. The transcript has 5 exons. The record is from RefSeq and is a predicted model, not a curated record.